Molecule: messenger RNA, 2395 nt
Organism: Chara braunii
Lineage: Eukaryota; Viridiplantae; Streptophyta; Charophyceae; Charales; Characeae
Source: the annotation of a GenBank genome assembly
CCGCCAUCAAGACGGACAUCACCAAGCUGCAGACGAAACCGGACGCCACUACGAAGAACUACAAGAUGCCGCACUUCGACAUCAACAAGUUCGACGACCACAACAAGACGGACGCUUUGGCAUGGUGGCAACGUUUCCUCACGGAAGCAUCAUGCCGCACUGUCCCGGACGACUAUCUGAUGAAGGCGUUAUACUUACAGCUGAUUGGAGGAGCGCAGGCAUGGAUGAACCAUCUGGGGGCUACCCACACAUGCACCAUCACCGAACUUCACACUCACCUCACGUGGAAAGAGUUCGAGAAGCUAUGGUUCACCCGGUUCAUGGUCCGCAACGUCGUGAAGGCGGCCAUGAGCGAGGUGUACACCUGCUCUCAAGGGAGUAUGCCAACUCGAGACUGGACAACCAACUGGCAAAAGCUAGUGAACACGCCAGGGUUCGAUUUGACUUUUCCUAAUCAACGAUCCGAGUUCUUCUCGCGAUCGUGCGCAGGAUUGCGGUCGGCACUCGGUAACGAGUACGGCUAUACCUUGUUCCAGGCUAUCCUAGAUCGCGCAAACCUGGUCAUCCAAAGGGACGACAAGGCCGUUAACGAGAAACAAUCCCAGCUGCAUUAUGUGGCUAAGCAGGGCUAUCAACGUCCGGCACAUAACAAUGUCGUGAUUUCUGAAGAAACAAACGAUCUCCACGCUGCAGCAGCAUCCUCGAGUGAUGGAGGAAUUGUAGCAGCGCUCCCGCCGAAGCGUCCCAAGAGAGUUCGGAAGAACAAGGCGACACAAGAGACGUCAUCGACGGGAACUAGGCAGCAGCCAUGGACGGCAUACAAGAUAACCAAGGAAGUAUAUGACUUGCGUCAACGGACGUUGGACCAGCACAUCGUACACCUUCGCGUUGUUCUGGAUCGUUUGCGACUAGCCAAGUACCAAGCGAAUCUCGACAAGUGCAAAUUCGCCAAGCAAGAGCUUGAGUACUUGGGUCAUUUUGUCACGCCGAAAGGCAUUCGUCCCUUAGCGGACAAGAUCCAAGCCAUCAUGGAUUGGCCGGAACCCCGUUGCACGACGGAUGUACGCUCUAUCACGGGAUUGGCUGGAUACUAUCAGCGAUUCGACGAGUCGUACUCGAAAGUGGCUGCUCCUUUGUCGAGACUUCAGUCCCCGAAGGUGCCCUUCGAGUUCGACGACGCAGCCCGUGACGCGUUCGCUACGUUGAAGGCAGCAAUGCAAGCCGCACCUGCCCUCCGUAUAUAUGACCCCACCCUUCCCACCCAAGUGACUACGGACGCUUCGGGAUAUGGUAUUGGUGCGGUGUUGGAACAGUGUCACGAGGACGGUUGGCAUCCGGUCGAGUACUUCUCCCAAAAGGUGCCUCUCGUAAACACUCUCGACGACGCUAGAAGAAAAAGCUACUCGCAGCGCGAAUCUAAGACCGCCAAGCCCCAACAGGGAUCCAAGGCACCACAGAUCCCGCGCAAGCGACGCACAGCCAUGGCUGCAGCAGCCGGCUACGCCGACAGCAACAUGCCGGGCAGUCCCAAGAGGCCGGUUCCCCCUCCUGUGCCAGUUCAACGGGCAGAUGAGGACGCACUCGCGUUUCUCGAGCGUCUCCAACAGUAUACGGAGACCAAUGCCACCGAACUCCGCACAUGGGAGAAGGAGAAUGCCGCCCGACGGGAAGCCAUCCGCCUCCAACAAGAAGCGGAACAGGCAGCACGUCAGCAGGCCGCUGCCGACUCUGCAGCAGCCGCACGGCAGCAGCAGCAGCAGCUCGAGGCAAGUCAGACUCAGGCUCGGUUYCAGGCUGCCAUGAACCUUCUCAACGAAGAAGCCGCCUAUGGCAGAGUACUUCGACAGCAGCACUUCCGAACAACUGAGGAGCAAGAAGAACCAACUGAGGACGAGAGAAACAGGGAAACUACAGCAGUCUUAAUUGAGAACCUGCUGUACACGUGCAAUUGGCAGCAACGUGAACUGUUGGCUAUGCGGCAGGUCCUCAUCCGCCAUGAAGGCAACUUCAAGGCUAUGGAUCAGCAGAUUACGGCCCUGCAGGCCGACACCAGCAUGCUGCAGGCCGCCGACAGCCAACAGCAGGCCAUCAACGACCGACUGCAGGACACCGUCGAUGCCGGGAUGGCACGACUGUCCGCAGUCGAGUCAACGGGCAGUGCAGUUUCAGACAGGAGCCCAGCUUUGGCCACUCUAGCCAAACAGCUCGAUGAGCGGAUCAAUCACAGCGUCGCAUCCCUGGGCGACAUCAGCAAGUUUGCUGGAGCGUUGACAGUCAGCAAUCAGCUGCAGACGCUCAGCGACCGCGUCGACCACUGACAGACCGCUGCCGCCAAGGAAUGGAAGAUGCCGAACUUCAAGAUCGAGAAGUUCGACGAUUACCACAAGACGGAUCC